AUAGUCCGUUCGGCUUAGGGUGUUACUGGUCGUCCACCUGGUCAACCAGUCAACUGUAAUUUAUUUUUUUAUUUAUUUUUUUUACAUGUUGGAUAGACUAUGCUGGAAUGUGUUUUUCUGGUGCCUAGACUAUGCUGGCAUCUCCUUAAUGAUAGUCUGCUCCUUCUUUGCUCACAUCUACUAUGCUUUCUCCUGUAAUCCAUAUUCACGAUACCUUUAUCUGACCUCUAUUUCAUUACUUGGUAUCCUUGUCAUCAUCACCCUCCUUGCACCUGCUCUGUCCACUCCCCAUUUCCGAUCCUUCAGGGCCUCCCUCUUUCUAGCCAUGGGCUUCUCAGGGGUGAUUCCAGCAGCACAUGUCGUGGUUCUCUUUUGGGGCCAUCCACAUAUGGUUUUGGCCCUCAGAUAUGAGCUUGUCAUGGGUGUUUUAUACGCUGUAGAAGCGAGUUUCUAUAUGAGUAGGAUACCAGAGCGAUGGAAGCAUGGUGCAUUUGAUAUUGUAGGGCACAGCCAUCAGAUUUUCCAUGCUUUUGUUGUGUCAGGAGCGCUUGUUCAUAACGCUGCCACCCUCCUAGUAAUGGACUGGCGUCGGGGUUUGCCAAACUGUGAGUGAUAGGUAGCAGCAGCAGCUAUGGAUAUAUGGCAAAUACCUAGCUAGCUGGCUGGCUGGACAUGAUGACACACUAUUGCUGUUGCUGAGAGUAUUAUCCAUUUGUCUGUUGUCUCUAUUGGUUUGGUUUAAUAACCUGGAGAGCGCAAGCGCACAUGUCCUGCAUUUUUGUAACUGUCAGUAUGGAAGGGCA
Camellia sinensis is the source of this 803-nucleotide messenger RNA. The record is from RefSeq and is a predicted model, not a curated record. NCBI's taxonomy places the organism in Eukaryota, Viridiplantae, Streptophyta, Magnoliopsida, Ericales, Theaceae.